UAGGGUUAGGGUUGAAUAAGGUGACAUUAUGCCAUCAGAAUUGUAUUCGCGAAAACAAUAUGUCGUCUUUUUUAGAAAAUGACGUUUGUUUCAUUUUUAUUCAUAAACUUCGUCAAGAUUGAACCGGAAGAGGAAAUUAGGAAGUUCGACAUGUAUGACGUAGUAUGUUCGGAAGUAGUUGCCCACCGCUACACAAUAAUUUGAAAAAACAAAAAACAGAUUUAUAUUCUAUACGUUAACGCUUAUCAUUUUUCCCAGUAUUUUUUUUUUUUAAUUUUAUUCCAAAGAGAAGGUUAAAAUAUUUGAAGUUCUUUCAGGGAUUUAAGAGAAACCGACACUCCUUUAGGUCUGUUUACUGUUUCAUAAAAGCCACUUUCAAGGUUCGGUGAAUUGAAAUGCCAGCACCUCCACCCCCUGUCACCAUGCCUGUUCUUUUGGAGAGACCAAAACUGUCCAACGCCAUGGCCAGAGCUUUGCACAGACACAUCAUGAGGGAGAGAAAACGCAAGAGACAAGAGGAGGAAGAAGUGGACAAAAUGAUGGAACAGAAGAUGAAAGAGGAAGAAGAGAGGAAAAGGACAAAGGAGAUGGAGGAAAGAAUGUCUCUGGAGGAAACAAAAGAGCAGAUUCAGAAGUUGGAGGAGAAACUGCAGGGUUUGCAGGAGGAGAAACAUCAGCUGUUCCUGCAACUUAAAAAAGUCCUUCAUGAAGAGGAGAAGCGCAGAAGAAAGGAGCAAAGUGAUAUUACAACCCUGACUUCAGCCAGUUACCAACCCAGUAUACCUCUGCACUCAGGACAACACCUGCUCAGCCUGCAAGGCAGUCCUGUAAGCCACAGUAGGCCUGGAGGUCUGUUGCCAGAACGUGGGAAACAGUUGUUUCAGACACCUGGUAUCCCUGGCCGUCACUUCCCUGGUCAGCCUGCUUUUAUUCCAGGCUCUACUGAGCAUGCUCAGUUUUCAGCCAGCCCUGCAGUUCACGAGGCGUACGCAGUCACGCCGGCUCAACACCCCUCCACCUACGGUCCAGCCGCAUCUGUCCCCAUCAGCUUCUCAGGAGCGCCAAUCAGGACUGGUGCUUCUGCUUUCCAGACCAUGCCCUACCUGCCCCAUCAGCCCCAGGGUUACCCUGUCCAUAGCCACUUUGCUUCCCAGCAAGGAUUCCUCUCCAGUGCCACUAUACCCCUUCAGAAGCAGCUAGAACACGCCAAUCAGCAGUCUGGCUUCACUGACUCGGGUGCCCUGAGGCCCGUACAUGCACAGGCUCUACACGUAAGUGCUGCAGGACUACUGCCUUCACCUUCACUAGCUGUUCAAUUUCCUAACGUAAAGGCCCAGUUUCAGGGUUCUCCUCAGCCAGCUCCCCGUCAUGCUUACCUCUCACACCCACAAGCUGGACAGAGAUUCUAUCACCAUAGCAAGUAACUAAAAGCAGACAACGUAAAAAAAAAAAAAAAAAAUUAUGAAAUUUACACUCUUCAUGUAGACAUUACAUGAGGGAAUCGUUUAAUUAAUAGCCAUUGCUUACUUGUUUUUUUUUCUUUUGUAUAAUGGAUACACUGGUUGUCAAAAGUGAUUCGAUCAUGGAUUUAAUGCAUUUGUUCAAAUGCGAUAGAAAUGUCUGAUAUAGAAAGUAGUUUCGAACAGACUGAAUAAAAAUACACAUGUGAA
This is a messenger RNA of Tachysurus fulvidraco (yellow catfish), 1670 nucleotides long. Its product is annotated as G protein pathway suppressor 2. Gene Ontology annotation, cellular component: transcription regulator complex. The transcript has 12 exons. The record is from RefSeq and is a predicted model, not a curated record. Gene Ontology annotation, molecular function: transcription coregulator activity. Lineage: Eukaryota; Metazoa; Chordata; Actinopteri; Siluriformes; Bagridae. Gene Ontology annotation, biological process: regulation of transcription by RNA polymerase II. The coding region runs from base 396 to 1424 and encodes 342 amino acids.